AUGACUUCAUUAACAACAACAAAUGCUACAAUUAAUAUAACUCCUUCUGUUAUUCGUAUAAAUACGGAAAAAGAGUGUCCAGUGAGAAACGUUACCGUUUACAAUGAUUGUGCUGAAACAACUCGUUUAUUAAACAAAACAUUUGAACAAGAUGGUGCAUAUGAACUUAUUCUUGGCGGUCUCUCGCCAAAUGUUGAUCAAAAUUCUAUUCAUGUAGCAGGUGGAAAAGGAAAAGCUACAAUUCUUGAAGUAUCCUAUCAUACACGAUAUGAAAAAAAAAUUGUAGAUGAGAACGAUUUAUCAAAACAAGAUUUAUUACACCAAAAAAUAGACGAAAUAGAUGAACAAAUUGAGCAACAUAAUGAAGAAUUACAACGAAUUGAUGAAGGAAGAAAAUGGUUAAAUGCCAGAGUUGAAAAACUAACAGGCAUGAAUAGCAGAGAGGAAAAAGGAAGUGGUGAGAUAAAUCCAUUGUCAAGCGAAAGUUUAAUGGAUAUUGAACGUUUUCUUGAUUUUCAACGUAAAAUGUUAAAAAAUAAUGAUGAAAGAAAAUCAAAAGAACAAAAGGAGCUAAAAACGUUGAGAGUAAAACGAAAUUCUUUAGCUAGAGAACUGGAAUCGUAUACGACAGGAGAUGAGAACACAACUCAAAUUGUUCAUCGUGAAGUCACUAUUUCUCUGUACGUAACUGCUAAAUGUGAUGUUGUCCUUGAAAUAUCUUACAUUAUUCUCAAUUGUUCAUGGAAGGCGAGUUACGAUGUUCGAGUUAGUAGUGAAAGUGCAGGAAAAACUCAACUGACCUAUUAUGGUAUUAUCACAAAUCAGAGUAAUGAGAAUUGGAUAGACGCAUUAUUUUCAUUAAGUACAGCUACUCCUUCACUAGGUGGUAGUCCUCCAAAGUUAGGAACAAUGAAAGUUAAUUACAAUACGUACGAUAAUUUCGAUGAAAGGUAUAAACAAACCCGUCAUAGUAAGAGUUUUCGUUCGAUAAACCGUUCGGUAAACCAAAGUUUGAUGCUAUCCACGUCUAUUGACGUUCACAGUUAUGAUCCAACAAUUGAGGAUUCAUAUGGAGAAUUGCCAUUGAAUGUUCUGAUUAGUCGGACUGAAACUAGUUUGAGUAGUUCAACAUUUGUUAUUCCUCGUAAAGCUACAAUUGAAGCAGAUGGAAAACCACAUAAAGUGACUAUCGGUGUGUUAGAUCUUGAAUCUAAAUUCACUUAUACAGCUAUUCCAAAACUCUCACCAUAUGCCUAUUUGAAAGCAACCACGUUAAAUACAUCGGAUAAACAAUUGUUAGUCGGUCCAAUCAACGUUUUUAUGGAUCAUAAUUUUAUUACACACAGUGUCAUUGAUAACGUGAGUCCCCAAGAAAAAUUUGAUCUAUUUUUGGGUACAGACAAUGGUGUUAAAAUCAAUUAUAAACCUGUACGAAAAAUAAAUGAAACACAAGGUUACAUAUCGAAAGUCAAUCACGAAAAUGUACGUCAUGAAACAAUAAUUAAAAAUACAAAACUCGUUGAAAUAACCGUCUAUGUGUAUGAUCAAUUACCAUUGUCGAGUGACGAAAAGAUAAAAGUUAAACUCAUCACCCCUCAAAUAAAGCAACAAGGCGAAAUGUCGUCUCAUGACAAUAAACAUAACUACAUAACAAAACUAACAGACGAUAACAAUCUUGAAUGGAUAGCAACAAUUUUGGCAAAAGAGGAAGUAAAAUUAACAUUCGAGUAUGUAGUUGAAUGGCCAAAAGGCAAACGACUAGAAUAUCAACAAGUAUAA
Messenger RNA from Didymodactylos carnosus, 1779 nucleotides. The record is from the annotation of a GenBank genome assembly. Lineage: Eukaryota; Metazoa; Rotifera; Eurotatoria; Philodinida; Philodinidae.